UAAUUUUAUUUAAAAAAAAUAAUGAAGCACAUUUAAUAGUGUAUUUAUUGUGGUUUAAUAAAAAGCUUAUUAUAUAUUUAGAUGGACCAACCUAUUUCUCUAAAGAUUCUAAGAAUCAUUCUAGUGAUGACAUGUGGCUACAAAAAAAUGUUGCAAUGCUUCUCAAAUUAUAUAUAGGGGAUGUAUGAUCUAUUUCCUAAGUAUGUAUCACUUAAAUUUCCACAGAUUCACAAAAGAUAUUGCUAAAACUUAAAAGAUUUUUUUGGGUUCAUAUCUAAACUAAAAUAAAUUAUUUGUUACUAUAUGGAUUUGGAUACAAAGGGAAGAAUCAGAAUGAAUAUUCAAUAGUUCAGUUAAUUGAAUUUUGAUAAUCUUAAUUGUAAAUAUAAAUUUAUUUCUAUUUUGUUGUAUUAUUUUAAAGUAACGCAUUAAUUAAUUUUUGAAAAAUAAAAAAAUACUGCAAAACCAAAAACCAAAAUCAAAAUCUAAAAAUCAAAACCAAAAACUAAAAGCUGAAAACCAAAAACCAAAAUCUAAAAACCAAAAACUAAAAUCUAAAAACCAAAAACUAAAACUAAAAACUACUGAAACAAUCAUCACCUUAAUUAAUUCGUUUGGAAAUUAGAAAGGAAUAUUGAAAAAAUCUAAAUGGUGGCAGUUCCCCCUUUCCUAGCUAAUUUAGAGCAAUUUUAUUGGGUAGAAAGUUAGAAACCCAUUAAUUAGAGUUCUUAAAACAAAAAUAUGAAUAUUAUAUUGAAAUUUAACUAAAUAAUUAAACUAAUUUCUUUUAAUUAAAUUAAUUCAAUGUGAAACAGCAAUCUGUGUAAAAAGUAUCUGAUGGGUUUCUUAAAAUCUCAAGAAAAACCGGUUGUCAUUAUCUAUCAUUUAUUUUUAUUUUUUUUCAUUAUAUUUAAUUAUUAGAAACUGUCUUAAAUCUCCCGCUGGAGAAGCUCUAGGCAUAAAACGUUGACCUAGUGAAAAAUGGAUAUACAAAGACGUCAAAAACAUAGUAUAUUACAAGGAAACGUUCACGCAUGAUACAAAUACUUGCGUAAAAGACACACAUUAGGUUUUUACCAGAGAUAGAGAGAAAGAGAGUCAACGAAGAAAUGUCUUUGAUUACUACGGAAGCAUCGCCGAGUCUCUCCCUCAUAGAGAAUGGCGGCGGAAGCGACAAGCGGACGGCGGAGUUGUCGAGAAGUAACCGGAGAACGGUACAGAAUCUAUCGGCGACGUCGUUGAUGAGGAAUAGAUCGGAUCUGAAGCUGAUUUCGAGAGUUCGUUGGGAGUUUAUGAGGAGAAUGUUAACGAAUCUUCAGGAAGUUCUUCUCGGCACAAAACUCUUCCUUCUCUUUCCCGCCGUUCCCCUUGCCGUCGUCGCUCACCGCUAUGGAUAUCCACGUGCGUGGGUGUUUGCGUUGAGCUUGCUUGGAUUGAUACCUUUGGCUGAACGUAUUAGUUUUCUCACAGAGCAAAUUGCUUUCCAUACUGGUCCAACAGUCGGGGGAUUAAUGAACGCGACAUGUGGGAAUGCGACGGAGAUGAUAAUAGCGAUUCUAGCGGUUGGACAGAGGAAGAUGAGGAUUGUAAAACUCUCACUUCUUGGCUCUAUCCUCUCCAAUCUUCUCUUCGUCUUGGGCACUUCUCUCUUCUUUGGUGGUCUCUCCAAUCUCCGCAAACACCAAUCUUUUGACCGAAGACAAGGAGAUAUGAACUGCAUCUUGCUGUUUCUGGCGCUAUUAUGUCAUACACUACCAAUGAUAUUAAGAUUCGCAACAGAGGCUGCUGGGGGAUCAGCAACAAAUGCUACUAACGUUUUAGUAGUUCAUCCAACAAGAAGCGAAGAUGGAUCAGAUGUUCUUGUCUUGUCAAGAGCAAGCAGCUUCUUGAUGCUCUUUGCUUACUUGGCUUUCCUCAUCUUUCACCUCUUCUCUUCUAGUCUCACUCCUCCACCUCCACCUCCUCAGAGGGAAGAAGAAGAUGUUUAUGACGAUAACGUGAGUGACAAGGAAGAAGAAGAAGCCGUGAUUGGAAUGUGGAGUGCGAUUCUCUGGCUUAUUACAAUGACAUUACUCGUUGCUUUGCUCUCCGACUACCUUGUCUCCACUAUUCAGGACGCAGCAGACUCGUGGGGAUUAUCGGUGGCAUUCAUAGGAAUAAUAUUGUUACCAAUUGUUGGUAAUGCAGCUGAGCAUGCCGGUGCCGUCAUCUUUGCCUUCCGUAACAAACUCGAUAUAACUCUGGGAAUUGCGCUUGGGUCUGCAACACAGAUUGCUUUGUUCGUGGUACCAGUCACAGUGUUAGUGGCAUGGGCAAUGGGAAUAGAAAUGGACCUUAACUUUAACCUCCUUGAGACCGCAUGUCUUGCCUUGUCCAUCCUCGUCACUUCCUUCACAUUGCAGGAUGGGACUUCGAAUUAUAUGAAAGGCUUGGUUCUUCUUUUGUGUUAUAUUGUCAUUGCUGUCUGCUUCUUUGUCUCUAAUUCACCUUCAGCCGAAACAAGUACAACUAAUCAUACAUUGACAAAAAGGUCCACCGCAGCUAUAUGAGCUUGACUUUGACAAAUUCCAUAUAUGCUUUGAACCUGCAAAUAUUCUAUACUUUUGAGAGAAAAACCGAAAAGAAAUUGACUUUUGAGCUUUGGACAUUGUGUGAUAUGGGUUAUAAGAUGAGUUUCAAACUUAGAGGAAUGCACUAAAUUUACUUCGACCAAUGAUUAGUAUGUAACAAUAUCGGAUCAUUCAUUAUCAUUAGUUGAAAUAAAACGCUCAUGCUUUAUUAUGUUUUCACUUUUACCACAAAAUUGGACGAAAUAUUGCCUUUAGUUUCCGUUUAUUACGAAAUCUCUCAAGUUCAUAACUGAAAAUUGGUCGCACAGAUCCUUAUCAGUUAGACUUUGUAAAUGUUGUACUUUUUCAAAAUUCCAUUUGUAUAUACUUUAAAAAGUCCUUGAUGUAAUAUUGAGUUAGAAAAGAUCACGUCACGUAACGUGGUCAUGUGAGAUUUAACACGGCAGUGUUUUCAAA
Molecule: messenger RNA, 3026 nt
Organism: Brassica rapa (field mustard)
Lineage: Eukaryota; Viridiplantae; Streptophyta; Magnoliopsida; Brassicales; Brassicaceae
Product: vacuolar cation/proton exchanger 4
Biological process (GO): intracellular calcium ion homeostasis; calcium ion transmembrane transport
Cellular component (GO): plant-type vacuole membrane
Molecular function (GO): calcium:proton antiporter activity
Source: RefSeq, a predicted model, not a curated record